GAACGCGUAACGAUAGCAGCAAAAUCCGAGAGCUGCAAUCGUGGCUAAAACCAACCAAGAACAACAAUACCGAACUCAAGAAAAUAACAUCCCGGAAAAGAGACGAAAUUCUCACCGCCAAUUGCCGGUAGAAAGUGCGAAUAAACAAAUUGGAUAAACAAAUAUUUGUGAGUGGGGAAACCCUGGAAAAAUUGUUAGCAAACAGAAAGUGUUUCCCUAGUGCAAAGUGAAAAACUCAAGAAAACUUUUUAAUUGGUGAAUUAUUAAAUUCAAGCCCAGCAAAUGAGGCGCACUAUUUUUUAAUGGAAGUCCCCGGAACGAGGAUAAUAACCAGCCCGAGGGAAGCAGCCUCAUCGGCGACCUGAUCCCGCGAUGUCCGCGUAAUGAAAGCGAAACUCAAAAAGUUGUCCUGCCGUCGCUGAGCGGAAAAAAGCCUGGGAAAAAGCCAAAAAUAAUACAAACAGGCAACUGAAAAUGAAGUCCGUCAUUUUGUAUCCAUAUGGACCGCUAACCGGCGGCACACGUUGCUGUCGCAUGUUGCAUGCCAAAAAUUUGGCCAUAACAAGUGCAAUUUACACAAUAAAUAUAUCGCUCCUAAUCGUACUGAUAUACUCGUGGCGCAUUAAUGUCAACAUGCACAAGUCGGCCGAUCUGCAGGAUGUCUACUACGGUGUUCAAAUAGCAUACUUCGCCAUUAUCGGCACACAAAUGUCCAUGAUAUUGCUGAGCAUUGUGUUAAUAUUUGGAAUAUGUCGGGAGAACCCCGGACUAAUUGUACCCUGGAUAAUUGGCUAUAUAACAUUUAUGGCCCUGGAAGCUGUCGCCAUGGUCUACUCCAAUGUUCUGCGCGAUCAUGUAAAUAAGCAAUUUGAUGCCAUGUGCAAAGCCGAGGUGGCUUUCUUUGUUGCUCGAGCCCUAAUAAACGUGCUGGCCAUGUGGGGAGUGCUGCGCUUCUACAACCUGGUGCGUUCUGGAAUUACUUGGCGAGGACCUGAGGCCAAGACCGCAAUUUUCGCGCCGAUGUAUAAGAGUGUUAGUACGAACAAGCCGCACACAUACACGUACAGCAAGCGGUCAAGACGUCGCCAUAGCAUCGAAGCGACUUCCGGCGGAUGCUGCGCCAUCUUCGAUUUCGACUUUGAGUACGACGAUGAUAACGAUGACGACGACGACGAUGCCUAUGGCGAUGGCCUGGACACGGAGGACGAGGUGGGCUAUGACUACGACGACUACUACGAUUACUACGACGAUGACGAGUUGGCCGAGCAGCAGCAGUUGGGCCUGCAGCAGGACGAUGCGGACUGCAGCAUGUUGGGGGCGGCCAGGGCAGGCAGAUCGCGGUCCAAGCCUCGAUCCGCUGUGGUCAAGGUCAAGGGUCAGAGGAGCGGGAGCCGUCGCACCAACAACAACAUCCGCAGCGUGCUGAUCAACAAGCGGCACAACAAGUACAAAAUCGCCCGACCCCAAACGCAACUGGAGGUCAUCAACGAGUCGGAGAAGAGUGCGGGGAGCGGCAGCGAUGAGAACGAUUCGCUUUUGGUGGCCUAUGACAGCAGUUCGUCGAUGGCGUCGGUUUGACAUUGGCCGCCAUGCAAAUCGGGAACCGGAAAUGGAAAUGCAGCCAUUGGGGCAGAGGGAAGUGAUAGGUCCAGUGGUACAAACGACCGGGGAAAGUGCCAUAAUCACAGCGACUGCGAAUGCGACAGCGCCAGCAACUGCAAAAUCAGAACCGGAAGCGGAAGUGAGACCGACGACGACGGCGAUCCUGACGAGGGCCAGCAUCUGGAACCUGGGUGGCCGAAGGGCGUCCGCCUCCGUGGUCAAUGUUGUGGUCAGCGUCAGCGCCGACGUCCACUGCGACGCGUCUACUGCGCUGUAAAUCUGUCCAUAAUGGGCCUCCUGGUGGCCGUGGAGAUAUACGCCCAGAUCGCCAUAUUCCUGUAGACCAGAAGCCCCUCUUUGAAAUGUUGCUUCCAAGGCCACAUAACAUGAUUUGUUCCAAAGAUAAAAAGAUAAAUUUAAAAAGUACCCCAUAAAAGCCAGAUAGAUUACAGCUUUAAAUGUAAAUAGCUUAGGCAAAAAUAUUACACAAAACUUUAGCUAAUGCUUUAACAACGCCGAAUAAAAAUAACUCAUAUCGCAACAUUAAUACUUUUAUGAAGUUAUGGGUUGCAGUAACAUAGGACGAUUUUGAGCCUGUUUUAAAGUCCUUAAAUAUACUGUUUUCUUUCAAAAUCUCCAAAUAUUUUUUAUCUAAAUAUUUAAAAACCACAACUAUCUAACUAUCUGGUAUAUAUUUUUUAAAUAUUCUUUUACCAUGAAUUUAAAUAAAGGCUUAAAAGAUUUCUGUAAAAUCUAUCACACGUAGUUAAUUUUAAGACAACUCGCUUUGAAAAAAAUAAGUUUCAAGUCACCAAUGCAAAACUCUUACUGUAAAUACGUCAACAAAAGGUCAAAGUUAGCAGAAAGUCAGUAAUAAUAAGAACAAUAAUAGCAGUAACUCUAAAUGUUUAAAAAUAUUAAAAGUAAAUUUCAUAUCCAAAAAGAUUAAAAAUCCAUAGCAUAUUAAAGAGCUCUCCAAGAGAUAAAUGAAACAUUUUUCUGUCAAUAAGGACAAAAUACUCUCCAGUAUUAAGUUAACAGACAAAAGCCACUUUAUUGCAAAGCCCAAACAAAAGCUUUAAAAUAAUUAAAUUAAAUAAAUCGCAUGUCUAUCCAAAUAAAAUAAAAAUAAACAGCCCGAGCAAAAGUCACAGAAACAAUAAAAACAAGAUUUGACAGAAACGUUAAACGAUUAAAAUGUUUGUGAAGUGCUUAGGAAAUUACUUUGUAAAUACUUCCAGCUAUCUCAAGUUGAUGUCAGUGACGUACAAGAAAAUAAGCGAAAUAAAACCAUAUCUAUAAAUGUUGUAUAUAUAGUAAGUGAUAUUAAGUACAGUUGCGCCAAAACACACUAGAAGCCAGUUUAAAACUAACCAAUAAAUGUGAGUUGAUGUAUACCUUACGAUAAACCAAUAAUAAACACUUGAUAUUUGUGAAA
Molecule: messenger RNA, 3040 nt
Organism: Drosophila suzukii
Lineage: Eukaryota; Metazoa; Arthropoda; Insecta; Diptera; Drosophilidae
Source: RefSeq, a predicted model, not a curated record